Messenger RNA from Seriola dumerili (greater amberjack), 2993 nucleotides. It is a transcript of the gene alg8, whose product is annotated as ALG8, alpha-1,3-glucosyltransferase. Gene Ontology annotation, molecular function: dolichyl pyrophosphate Glc1Man9GlcNAc2 alpha-1,3-glucosyltransferase activity. Lineage: Eukaryota; Metazoa; Chordata; Actinopteri; Carangiformes; Carangidae. The record is from RefSeq and is a predicted model, not a curated record. The transcript has 14 exons. Gene Ontology annotation, biological process: protein N-linked glycosylation. Gene Ontology annotation, cellular component: endoplasmic reticulum membrane. The coding region runs from base 465 to 2033 and encodes 522 amino acids.
AGGUCUGUAGACCGGGUCCAGUCUCAGGAACUGGUCUGGUUUCUGACCCACUCCACAGGUUGUCCUCAGCUCUGAAUCAGGACCUCUCACUGCGACCGGAACUUUCCCUCCUCAGAAACUAAACCAGGACUCACCUCUCCAGGUUCCGGUUCCGACCCACCGCAGGUUGACCGGAUAAUCCGGUCGUCCCCAUGCCGCCUUCAGGGACCCUCGGAAUUCUCCUAGUUAUGGGAUUGCCUGGAGCAGAGGACACUUCACUGUCAGGGAUCGUAACUUUAGUAAAAACAAACAAUAAAAAAAAACGUUAAUAAAAAUACCAAGAAGACAAAAACGUUGAAGUAAUCUUUUUCUAAAGCGAUCACAGAGCAGCGGGUUAAUGUUUAAACCUGGAGAUCAGCUGUGACAGUGUCCGGCACCGACAUUGUCAAUAAAGUUUUGCUCACAGAGUCAACAGGCCCGGUGUCAUGGCGGCUCCUGUGGCGGACAGCCGGAGCUGGUUUCCAGCGUUAGCUCUGGGAGUUUCUCUGCUCAAAUGUCUCUUCAUCAGCUGCUAUCAUUCCACAGACUUUGAGGUGCACAGGAACUGGUUGGCCAUCACACACAGUCUGCCGGUGUCCAGGUGGUACUAUGAGAACACGUCUGAGUGGACUCUGGACUACCCCCCGCUGUUCGCCUGGUUCGAGUUCGGCCUGUCCCACGUGGCUCAGCACUUCGACAGAAACAUGCUGCUGGUGGAGAAUCUGAACUACGCCAGUCCGUCCACGGUGCUCUUCCAGAGGCUGUCGGUCGUCUUCACCGACCUGGUUUUCAUCUAUGCUGCCAAAGAGUGCUGCAGGUGUGUUCAGGAGCAGAAAAGCUCUCGGGACGUCCUGAACCGGCCGUCCUUCGUCCUGGCUGUCCUGCUGCUCUGGAACUUCGGCCUCCUCAUCGUGGACCACAUUCAUUUCCAGUAUAACGGUUUCCUGUUUGGUUUCCUGUUGCUGUCGGUGGCGAAACACCUGCAGUCUCAGCACCUGCAAGGGGCGCUGCUGUUCUCCGUCCUGCUCAACCUGAAGCACAUCUACCUGUAUGUGGCUCCAGCAUACGGCAUCUACCUGCUGAGGAGCUACUGCUUCACCCAGGACAACAAAGAUGGUUCAGUCAGGUGGAGGAGUUUCAGUCCACUCCGUCUGCUGGCUCUGGGCUCCAUCGUGACCUCCACCUGCGCUCUGUCCUUCGGCCCCUUCAUCGUCAUGGGUCAGCUCCCUCAGGUCGUGUCCCGUCUCUUCCCCUUUAAGAGGGGCCUCUGUCACGCCUACUGGGCCCCCAACAUCUGGGCCCUCUACAAUGUGCUGGACAAAAGCCUGGCGACGCUCGGUGUUCGUCUGAAGCUGCUGGAGGAGGCGGAGCUUCCCAAAGCCUCCAUGACGGGAGGGCUGGUUCAGGAGUUUCAGCACUCGGUCCUCCCCUCCGUCUCUCCCUCCGUCACACUCGUCUGCACCCUGCUCUCCAUCCUGCCGGCCGUGGCGUCCAUCUGGUGGCGUCCUUGCGGCGCUCGGGGUUUCCUGCGCUGCCUGCUGCUCUGCGCUCUGGGCUCCUUCAUGUUCGGCUGGCACGUCCACGAGAAGGCCGUCCUCAUCGCCAUCCUGCCUCUCAGCAUCCUGGCGGUUGAGAGCAGAGAGGAUGCUGGGAUCUUCCUGGUUCUGAGCACCACAGGUCAUUACUCCCUGUUCCCGCUGCUCUUCACCCCCGCAGAGCUGCCAAUCAAAGUGGUCCUGAUGCUGCUGUUCACCAUCUACUCUGUCACUGCUCUGCGGAAACUCCACAGAGGGCAGGGCUCUCUGCUCCAUCCCCUGGAGGUCGUCUACCUGCUCGGCCUUAUCGCCGUGGCGAUCACCUGCGAGAUUGUCUUCCCUCUGUCGCCGUGGCAACAGAAACUGCCCUUCCUCCCCCUGCUGGCGACCUCGGUGUACUGCUCGGUGGGCGUCUGUUACUCCUUCCUGCGUCUGUACAUCAGUCUGCUGAGGCGGGAGGAGAAGCCCAAGCAGCCGUGAGACGCCCCGUCCCAUACCUGAGAGCUUGCAGGUUAGAUCCCCGACACACCUACGUCCGUCCUGCACACUGAGCCGGACGCUCAGACACUGACUGCUCACGGUGCGGACCGGCCAGAGGAAACAAACACUGCCUCUGGCUUUUAGCAGAUUCUUCUCCUUCUCCUUCUCCUUCUUCUUCUUGAACAUCGACCAAACACAGACACGUCACUUCACAUCCAGAUGUUUCCAGCAGCUACAGCAGUUUAGGGUCAGAACAUGAGCAACUGAUCGGUUGUGAGGUUCAGUGUGUGCUGUUCCCAGAGCCUGAAAUAUGAUCAAUACAAGACAAACACAUCGAUACCCAGCUACAGCUAAUUAAAGAUACAGCUCCUUUUAAAUUUAAGGAACCAGCUGAUGAUGUGAGUUUGGAUUCACACACUUUUGAUAAAAAGUCUGAGCAGCUGUUUCCACUGAGUCUGUGAAGACGUUAGCUUGUGUUUGGUUCGGCUGUGGAUGUGACAUCACACUGUGUCACAGGUGUUGGGUAAAUGACGUGUUAUUUUCCAUUAACUGCGUCAAGUUCAGGUGCCACUCUCUCUAGUGUGAAUGUAGUUGUUUGUCUCUCCACCUCUUAACCAAUGCAUGCUGGGAUAGACGCCAGUAUGGACGCUACAUUACUGGAAGGAUGAUGGACGACUGUUUUAAAUUAAAGACCAUGUGGACCAAAGCAGAGCUGAGAGACAGACGAUGACGAUGAUGAUGAUGAUGAUGAUGAUUGUUUUUUUAUAUUUUCAAAUAAAAACAAAGCUGAAGUUGUCACGUUUGUGUAUGUGAUGAUGUUCACUGUGACUGAAACCCUGAAACCUUCUUUAGAUCUCAAACUGGAUUCAGGUUCCUGGACCAUGAGGUGUGAGACUAGUGGGUUCAGGUCUUUAUGAUUACAGCUGCUUGUAAAGUUGUUAUUCAGACAAUAAUACAAUA